Messenger RNA from Pyrenophora tritici-repentis Pt-1C-BFP, 1057 nucleotides. The record is from RefSeq and is a predicted model, not a curated record. Lineage: Eukaryota; Fungi; Ascomycota; Dothideomycetes; Pleosporales; Pleosporaceae.
GGCUACAUACAUACCUGGCGGCGAGUCAUUUGGACCUGGCGUAGGUAUACCUCCCCUCCACACUUCCAGAGGCUACCCGGAGCCCUACUACCGUGACGACAGCUAUUCAGCCAACACGGAUACCCCGGCACAAGGCUUCUCUAGUAGCCUACUCGAGAGCGUUCAAAGUGUGCAGUACGGGUCCAACAAUGGCGGCUUCAACGCCCCCCAGACGCCCAGCAACCGCGGCCACCUCAACAUACCCACGGACCGAGCUCACGUCUAUGACUCGCCCGGACCACCCACGGCUACACUACAAAACCCCAUGGUCCAGAGCCACGGCAGCGUCUACCACCGCGCCGAAAGCAACGGCACCACGCCCAUUUCCCCCCACGACCCUGCCAUGCAGUGGCCCGCCGAACGCGUCCAACACUGGCUAGCGAGCAACAACUUUUCACGCGACUGGCAGGAGACAUUCAGGACACUCGGGCUGGAAGGCUCCAAAUUCCUCGACAUUGGGCGUGGUCACGGCAGCAAGGGCAACGUUGCCAUGAUGCACCAGGUCAUUUUCCCUCAGCUGGCCAAGCAAUGCACUGCCAGCGGGACGGGUUGGGACCAGAACAGGGAACGGGACGAAGGUCGCAAGCUUCGUAGGCUUGUGCGCUCCAUUGUGGAGACAGGCGCCGCCAGCAACCCUCGAGCACCACCCCAACGAUCCGAUACGGGCAUGACCAGCGCCGGUACAGAGGGCACUGUCGAAAACUCACCAUACAUAGGCUCUCGUGGCAUGGACUUUGGCUCCACCCCAACCACGGCCGGCAACGGGGAAGAAAGUCCUGGUCGUCAGAUACUCCUACACUCGCCUGUGAGCGGUGCAAUCCCACCCAGGCGCAUCUCUACACAACAUCGCAAUUUCACUGCCCCUGGCCUCGGCACCACCCCAGAUUUCUCGGAAGGGCCCGCGCGCAGUCCCUACUCCAGGGAAGUCCUACAAGGUCUCGAUCCAAAGUCUUACAGAGUCGAUCAAUUCUACUUUUGCAAACACUGGCUCUGGUCCACCUUCAGGCCGAUCGUUUGA